AUGUCUUUUACUUCAGUCAUACUACUGUCAUCAUUAUUAUUAGUAUUUUCAUUUUUAUUUAAUUUUAUUCCAAUUUCCAGUCAUUUAAACGUCUGCCCAAAUAAUGAAACUGUUAUAUACAAUAAUAACAAUAGUAAUGAUAAUAAUAAUAAUGAAUUAAACAAAUGUUAUGCAUUACAAUUACAUUUAGCUAAACAACGUCAUAUUAUUAGAUUAAUUAAACGUGAUCAAUUUACAAUGAAUUUACAACUAACUUGUCAUUUAUGUUCAAAUGAUAAUCCAAUAAAUUUUCAAUGGUAUCGUAUUCUACAAGAAAUAAAUCGGCCAGAAUAUUUUCAUGAUCGAACAUUCAGUUUAUUACGUAUUACAUCAAAAUCAUUUCAUAAUUUAACACAUUAUAAAUAUUGUGGUAAUAUCCAUGUCCAACAAAAUCGUGUUUGUUUUAUACAGAUACCAAGAAAACGACCAAUCCAUAUUGAUAAUAGUAAUGAUAAUAAUAAUAAUAUAGAAGAAAUAAAAUUAAUUUAUUUUAUAUUAUUCAAUGGUUUCUAUGAAUUUGGACAAUUUUAUGAUGAUGAUGAUAAUAAUACUAAUCAAUUAAAUUUUUGGCGGCUAUUUAAAAAUCUUCGGAAAAUUUAG
This is a messenger RNA of Schistosoma mattheei, 639 nucleotides long. NCBI's taxonomy places the organism in Eukaryota, Metazoa, Platyhelminthes, Trematoda, Strigeidida, Schistosomatidae. The record is from the annotation of a GenBank genome assembly.